AUGGCUCUAUCACGCCUCUCAUCGCGAUCUAACAUCAUCUCACGCCCCCUCUCCGCCGCCUUCCGCCGUUCCAUCUCAACCGACACCACACCGAUCACAAUCGAGACCUCGCUUCCUUUCACCGCUCACCUAUGCGACCCACCCUCUCGCUCCGUCGAAUCCUCCACCCAAGAGCUCCUCUCCUUCUUCCGCACCAUGGCUCUGAUGCGCCGCAUGGAGAUCGCCGCCGACUCGCUUUACAAAGCGAAACUAAUCCGAGGGUUCUGCCACCUCUACGACGGCCAGGAAGCCGUGGCCAUCGGGAUGGAGGCCGCGAUCACGAAGAAGGACGCCAUCAUCACGGCCUACCGCGACCACUGCAUCUUCCUGGGCCGCGGGGGGUCGCUGUACGAGGUGUUCGCGGAGCUUAUGGGGAGGCAAGACGGCUGCUCGAGAGGGAAAGGUGGGUCGAUGCAUUUCUAUAAGAAGGAUUCGUCGUUCUACGGUGGGCAUGGGAUCGUCGGUGCUCAGGUUCCGUUAGGCUGUGGGAUUGCUUUCGCGCAGAAGUAUUCCAAGGAGGAGGCGGUGACGUUCGCUAUGUAUGGCGAUGGUGCUGCCAAUCAAGGGCAGCUUUUUGAAGCUUUGAAUAUCUCUGCUCUUUGGGAUUUGCCUUCCAUUCUCGUCUGCGAGAACAAUCACUAUGGGAUGGGAACUGCUGAGUGGAGAGCUGCCAAGAGCCCUUCUUACUAUAAGCGUGGUGAUUAUGUUCCUGGUUUGAAGGUAGAUGGUAUGGAUGCGUUUGCUGUCAAACAAGCUUGCAAAUUUGCUAAGGAACAUGCCUUGAAGAAUGGACCGAUAAUUCUUGAGAUGGACACGUACAGGUACCACGGUCACUCUAUGUCCGACCCUGGGAGCACAUACCGUACACGAGAUGAGAUAUCUGGUGUGAGACAGGAAAGAGAUCCAAUUGAGAGAAUUAAAAAGCUGGUACUAUCUCAUGACCUAGCAACCGAGAAGGAGCUUAAGGACAUGGAGAAGGAAAUUAGGAAAGAAGUAGAUGACGCUAUUGCCAAAGCUAAGGAUUGCCCAAUGCCAGAGCCUUCUGAGCUUUUUACCAAUGUGUAUGUGAAGGGAUUUGGCACCGAGUCAUUUGGAGCUGACAGAAAAGAAGUCAAAGCUGCACUUCCAUGA
Molecule: messenger RNA, 1170 nt
Organism: Brassica rapa (field mustard)
Lineage: Eukaryota; Viridiplantae; Streptophyta; Magnoliopsida; Brassicales; Brassicaceae
Product: pyruvate dehydrogenase E1 component subunit alpha-1, mitochondrial
Biological process (GO): pyruvate decarboxylation to acetyl-CoA
Cellular component (GO): intracellular membrane-bounded organelle
Molecular function (GO): pyruvate dehydrogenase (acetyl-transferring) activity
Source: RefSeq, marked provisional